AUGAAAAAAAAAAAAAAUUUUGAUAAAUUUUUAUUAUCUUGUGUUACAAAUUCGUCUUCGUUUAAGAAUCUUUACAAUAUAAAUCAUGUUAAAUUGAACAGGAAUUUUGUUAAUAAAUUCAAAAAUAAAUGUUUUUUUUGUUCGAAUAGUUUUCACAAUUUUAAAUUAUAUAACAAUAAUAUUCCCUAUACUUAUUAUAAUAACCUUUAUAAGUAUGAUCAAAAUCGAGGUAUUACAUAUUUGAAAAAAAUAUAUACAAGAAGAUAUACCAACAUCAGUGAAUUAAAGAGUGUAAAUGAGAAUCAUACAAAAGAAAAUAUAUUAGAUAACCCAAUUAAUAUUAAUGGGUGUAAGGAAAGUAAGUAUGAUGAAGAUAAAGACAUUUUCCAUAAUACUGUGGAGGAUAUAAAAUGUAAAGUUCCAGGCAAUUCCAAAAGCUGUACUAGUACAAAGACUGGAAAAAAAAACGGAAAUAAAAAGGCAAAAGAAAAAAAUAGUAAAAAGAAAGAGGAAAAUGGAAUUACUGAAAAAAAGAAUCACAAGAAUGGUAAUAAAUCAAAGGAAGGUACAAAGGAAAAGAAGACUAAGAUAACUAAAAAGGAUAAUGAAAAAAAAAAUGAAAAUAAGAUAGUUCAUGAAAAGGUUAAGAAUACGAAAACCAAAAAGACAAAAAAUGAUAAAAUGGAAAAGAUAAAACCAAAAAAGGAAAUGGUUGAAAAAAAAAAAAAAAAAAAAAUCGAUAUAAAUGAAUUAGCUACACCUAUAUUAGAUAAAAAUAUGAUUAAAGAAAAAUAUUUUAAAGAAUAUCAAGAAAUAGGUGUAAAAAAUAAUAUAAUAAUAAAUAAAUUGGAUAAAAUAGAAGAUAUAGAAAGAUUUGUUAGUGAAAAUAAAUCAUUAUUAAUGUUUGGAAAUAUUUUAGCAUAUAAUAAUUUUUUAUAUGAAAUAUAUGAUAAAUUUUCAAAUUCGGAUAUAAAAAAAGUGAAGAAAAUAAUUAAAAAUUAUAAUAAGUUAACAAAAAAAACAGAUCAAAGAAAAAUAAAAUUUUUCGAAUCCUUUUAUGAAAUAUGUCCAAAAGAAUAUAAAGAUGUGUUAACUUGUUUAUUUAUUCAAUCAUCUGACAUUUUAAAGGAAGAAGAUAUUAAUAAUACAUUUUAUUAUGACCAAAUUAUAAGUAAUUAUAAAGAUAAUGAAGGGAAUAUGGUAAUAGAAAAUGAGUCAACAAAUUUGGAAAACGAAAACAACAGCAAAAAACAAAAAGACAAUAAUUAUAAUGGUAAACAUAAAAAUAAUGAGAAUAACUAUAAUAAUAAGAUUGUAUAUGAUAUUGAUGUUAAGUUUAGUGAUAAUGAUGGAAACCAAAAUAUUAAUGAAAAUAAUUUUAUUAUUGCUUAUAAUUUACCAAUAAUAAAUUAUGAUUUGUUAAGGGAAGAACUUAAAGAAACCUUUUCUUUUUGUGGUGAAAUAAAAAAUAUAGAAUUUUUUAACGACCGACUUAAAACAAUUGAUUUGAAUUCACUGAAUGAACAAGCUAUUUCAGAGAAUGUAAAGAAAAGUCCAAAUGUGAAAAAUGAUAAUAAAGAUACAGAAAAUGGUUUAUUAAAUUGUGAAAAAAAAAAAGAAAAAAAAAAAAAAACAGGACGAAAUAAAAGUGCACAAUCACCAAAUACUGUGAAUAACAAUGUUAAUAAUUAUACGCAACUUUAUGCAAUAAUAGAAUUUUAUGAUAAAGAAUCAGUAAAUUUAGCAACUAGUGAUUUUUUAAGAAUCUUUGGAAUUUUUUGUUAUAAAAAAUUAAUAUAUGUUGAUAAAUGUAUAAAUAAAAAUAUUAUGAUAAUAACACAUUUACCAUUUCAUUUACAUAUAUAUAAUAUUUUAUACAUUUUAUUAAAUGCGUCCGUGUGUAAACUUGAUAUGAAUAAUAAGCAAAGAGACACUGGUUAUAGGUUAAAUAGUGUUAAUGUGCCUAAUCAGAAUGACAACACAUUUAUGGGUCUUCGAGACUUAAAGAAUAAUUUGAGUAAAAAAUUAGGAGGGUUAUUAAAAACGAAUGAAGAAAAAAGUGAACAAAAUAAUACAAAUGAAGAGAUGAGAAAAAGAAAAUGUGAGUUUCUCCUACGGAAUAGUGAUAUAAAAAUUGAAAACAGUGAUGAUAUUUAUAAUAUGUGUAAUAGUACCAAUUUUGAUGUUUAUGAGCAUAUAUAUGAAAUAUCAGAGAAAAGUUUUUUAAAAUUUAAAGAUGAGAAUAUUAUUGAAUUGAAAAUUCCUAUAAAUGGUAAUGAUGGUGUUGAAGAAAAGGAAAAAGUUUUUGAAACAUUUUCUGAUUUUUAUCAAAAUAAAAAUAAAAGACUAAAAGAAAAAACAUUAAAUAUUAACAAUAAUGGAAGGACAAUAAUUCUACAUUUUGAUAAUUUUUCAAAUUUAUAUAAUUGUUUAAAAACAUUUAAACAUAUUUUUAAAAAUAAAAAUUGUAUGAUCUUUUCAUUAAAUUUAAGGAGAUGUGUAUACAUAAAUGGUGAAAUUAAAGAUCAUGUUCAAGUUAAAAAUUAUAGGAAGCAAAUGGAUGCUUAUUAG
Plasmodium vinckei vinckei is the source of this 2571-nucleotide messenger RNA. RefSeq names its product conserved Plasmodium protein, unknown function. Bases 1 to 2571 code for a protein of 856 amino acids. The transcript has a single exon. The record is from RefSeq and is a predicted model, not a curated record. Lineage: Eukaryota; Apicomplexa; Aconoidasida; Haemosporida; Plasmodiidae.